AUAGCAGUAGUUGACGUAUGUCGCUCUCUGUCUCUCUCUUCACUUCUCCAUUUUUUACUCCAUAUAAAUUAGAGUAGAACAAAGGAAUGGUCGUUAGUUGAAACCAGAAUUUUGACAGAAGCAAAAGGAAGCCUAGAGUGUGGGAGCAAUUGGAUCCAUCAUGCAACGUAUUAUUAAAUCAAUUGUGGUCUUGUGCCUGAUAUGCUGUUCCCUGGCAGCCCCUGCUCCAGAACCGGUGCCCGUUAAGGCCGAGGGCCGCACCUUGGGAUUUUUGGGUGGUGGCAUUGGAAUUGGUUUCUCGGCUGGGGUUGGAAUAAAUAAGGGCAUUUAUGGCGGUUAUGGUGGAGGUUACAGACCCGGAGGAUAUGGUGGUGGUUAUGGUUAUCCCGGUUAUGGCCAUGGUGGCUAUGGAGGCGGCUAUGGUCAUGGUGGUUAUGGCGGCGGUUAUGGUCAUGGUGGUUAUGGCGGCGGCUAUGGUCAUGGUGGUUAUGGCGGCGGCUUUGGCCAUGGUGGUUAUCCUGGCGGAUAUGGACAUGGUGGCUAUCCAGGAGGUUAUGGUCAUGGUGGUUAUGGUGGCAGCAAUUAUUAUGGCGGUUACAACAAAUACCAUGAAUCCGGUUACUAUGGUGGCAGCAGUGGUGGCGGUUUCUUUGGUUAAAAAAUAAACGCUCAACAGAAAUCUGUGAUUUUAGUUUAGCUUUCAAUUGUCAUAUUCAACGAGUCAUAUGUUAAGUUUUUUUUUUCUCUAUUUGUACCCAUUCCCGUAGUUUUUGUAGAGAAUGUAAAUAACCCAAGAACAAUUUAUUAAAAUUUUUUGUUAAA
Molecule: messenger RNA, 822 nt
Organism: Musca domestica (house fly)
Lineage: Eukaryota; Metazoa; Arthropoda; Insecta; Diptera; Muscidae
Gene: Edg91
Product: acanthoscurrin-2
Exons: 2
Coding region: 161-658 (165 amino acids)
Source: RefSeq, a predicted model, not a curated record